Molecule: messenger RNA, 1752 nt
Organism: Lactuca saligna
Lineage: Eukaryota; Viridiplantae; Streptophyta; Magnoliopsida; Asterales; Asteraceae
Source: the annotation of a GenBank genome assembly
AUGUUAAUACCUAACAUUUUGGAAAGGCCUAAGUUUAGGUAUAGGAAAAUGGCAGAAGUGGUUAGGAAAGACUAUGGUCUCAAGGUAAGUCUUGGGCAGUGUAGAAAUGCCAAGUACUUUGCACUAGAUGAGAUUUUAGGCAAUUUGGGUAUUUGCAGAGGUGAGUUGUUAACAGCUGUUGGUAGGGACGCAAACAACCAAAUGUAUCCUCUAGCAUGGGCUGUUGUGCCAGUUGAAAACAAGGAAACUUGGAUGUGGUUCAUUGAUCUUCUACUUGAGGACAUUGAGAUGGGAGAUGGUAGGGGUCUUACAAUUAUUUCAGACCAACACAAGGGUUUAAUGGAGGUUGUUAAGGAAAGGGCACCAUCAUGUGAGCAUAGGAAUUGUGCCCGACACAUCUAUGCCAACUUUAAGAAGAAGGGGUUCACGGGUGUUGAGUUUAGGAGGUUAUUUUGGAGGGCUGCAAAGGCUAUAACCGAUUCUAAUUUCCGAUCAUACAUGAGGGAAAUUCGUACAAUGUCCACAAAAGCUUAUGAGCACCUGAUAGAAAGAGACCCAAUUACAUGGUGCAGAGCAUUCUUUGAACCUCAGACUUGUUGUGAUGCCGUGGAAAACGGUAUAUCUGAAUCUUUCAAUGCAGAAAUUGUAGAGGCCCGGAAGAAACCAAUAAUAACAAUGCUGGAAGAAAUCAGAUUGUACGUGAUGGAGAGGAUGUACAAUCAAAAGAUUAAGGGGCAUAAGUGGGACAUGGAAAUCUGCUCCUCUAUUAGAAAGAGGAUUGAGAAGAUGAAAGAAGAACAAAGGUACUGGGAUGUUAUUCCAAGUGGCGAGGAAGAAUAUGAAGUGAAAUUAGCCCAUGAGGUUUAUGCUGUUCACCUUGAAAGCAAAACUUGUGGUUGCAGAGCCUGGCAACUUAGUGGUAUCCCUUGUGUGCAUGCCAUUGCUGCUAUAUUAUACCUGAAUGGAAAUGUAGAGGACUAUGUAGCUGUAUGGUUUAAAACAAGCUUGUUUGGAAGUUGCUAUAGGUAUCCAGUCAAACCAAUAAAUGGAGCUAACAUGUGGCAUGAUGUUCUAUUUGAUCCCAUAUUACCACCUCGGCGUAGGAGAAUGCCAGGAAGGCCUAAAGUAAACAGAAUGAAAUGUCCUACAGAAAAUGAAGGAAGGCAUACAAUUAACAAGACAGGGAUGUCCAUCUCAAGAUGUAGUAAUUGUCAUCAAGAAGGACACAACAAGAGGCGAUGUCCAUUUCUCACAGAAACAAGUAAAUCAACUGUUGGUGAAAGGGCUGUUGAAGAAGGGGUUAGUCAAGAUGGGAUUAGUGAAGAUGGGGUCAAUGAAGGGGUUAGUCAAGAUGGGGUUAGUGAAGAUGGGAUUGGUGAAGAAGAGGCUGUUGAAGAAGGUGAUAUUGAAGACCACCAGGAGGAUGAAAUUGAACAUCAAGAGGAUGAGAUUAACCAUCAAGUAGAUGAAAUUGACCAUCAAGAAAAUCAUGUUGAAGGCCAUCAAGAAGAUCAUAUUGAGGAUCAUCAAGAGGGGGUUGUUCAAGAUGAAGCUCACCACAUUGAAGUUGUUCAAGAUGAAGCUAACCAUGAAGUUCAUCACCAUCAGCAUCAACCUGUUUUUUUUCAGCAUUUUGUUGCUAACAAAAAGCGAUUACCUUCUGAGAGGAUCACAAAACUGAAGUUAUGGAAGAAGGUGGUAACAAAAGAUGGAAGUGGGGAAAGUCUUGAAAAUCCAGUCACUUUAAACUAG